AUGGAAAAAGAAGAAGCCUUGAAAGAUCGUAUCCUGGAUGGUGACAAAAUGGAUGUCUUCACAUUAGAAACCAAUGUCAGGAAAAUGAUCAGAGAUUUGUUAGAACCCAUCAUGAAUAAAGCCCAUGAUGAUAGGAAAGACAUGGAAAUCAUUCGUAAAUAAAAUAAAUGAAUUUGAUAACAAGGUUAAAGAUAUCCACAGAGUUGUCUUUAAUCAGCCCAAUUCAGGUAGAGAGAGAAAAGAUGUGUUUGAAGAAAUUUAUGAUAAGAUCAGUGAAACUAAUGCUGAAAUUACAAAGCUUAAAGAGCUCCAACAGUUUGAAGUCCAAGCUCGGAAAGACAGCAUUGAAGAAAAUAACGACCAGAUUAAAAAGUUCAUCAAAUCAGCUGAAGAUCUUCGCAACAAGCAUCUGCUAAUUUUAAAUGAUUUUCAUGAAAUUGAGAAGCAUAUAAAGGAUGUUCAGUCCCAGCUGAAUUUAGAUAUCAAGAAUUCAACAAACAAAUUAGUCACUCUAAUUGAAGCUUUAUACGAGAAACAGAAUACAACUGAUGCGAUGUCACUGAAAAACAACACCAGGAUUGAGUACCAUAACAUCCUUAUUGAAAAGUUAAAAGAAAAUCAUGAGAAUUUACACCAUAAAUCUCUUCAGAAAUGGACAGAAUUCUCGAGCAAGGAAGAACUUUACCAGCCUAAGGAAGAAUUUGAUAGUUUCAGAGAGAAGAUCCAAUUCGAGCUUGACCAGAGCAAGAAGGAGCAUGAAGAAUUUAGUAAUAAUAUCCUGACUAUCGAGAACUACACUGACAAAUAUGUGCCGAUAAAUACUCAUAAUGCUAUACUAGAAGCCUUCAGAAAUAUAAUGCCUCCUAAAUUCAUUCAGAAAUUGAAGGAAUACGAAGAGAAGGUAUUCAAGGCAACUCAUAAAGUAAUCCUCGAAGAUGAAGGUAUUGGCAACCUCAUCCAGAAGAAGGAGGAACUUAUUGCUAAAAUGGCUAAAGCACCAAGCCCACAACUCUCAAAGAAGGCCACAAGGAGGUAUAGGAACAUAGAUACCAUUAAGACCCACAAGGAUAGCCGCCAGAAGAGAAAACAGGAGCUUCUUGUGCAGUACUCCACUAUGAUCAAUGAUAAAAGUGGAGGUAAAUAACCUCAGUGCAAACCUGAAUCCUUAUCUUGUCAAAGAUCUGAAUUAUAAGAUGAAAGCCCAACAAAAAUUAACAGGAAAUUUCGAUUCAGAUGGAGAGAGACAAUCAAAUGGGUCCUUUGUCGGAAGAAAUCUCAGAUCACCUCCAGGAAGAUAUGAAGGUUCACUAAGAAGCGUAAAUUCAAAUGAAGGCUCACAACCUCAAUAUGAGACAGACUCCAGUAACCCAGAAUUCGUCCUGGAUCUUAACAAAAAGGUUGAAAUCCUUCUCGAAAGAUUUGGAAAUCUUGAAGUCAAAGUCUCAGCUCUAGGUAAAACAGAUACUGAAGACCUUCAUUCAAAAAUGGUUGAAAUUCAAAAAUGGCUGAAAAGGGUAGAGGGGUAUGUCUCCCAGCUUCAUUCAGAGCUGGAAGAUGUUCAAAAACUCAACAAGCAAUUUAAAUUUGACUUAUAUGAAAAGCUUAAAACUCAAAGGAAGAUCACAGGAGAGCUUGAUAAGAAAGUCACCAGCAUAUUCUCUCAGAGGAAGACCAGAGGCUUGAUACUGUCAGGUAGCAAGAAAUCCAAAGAGGUCCGAAUGCAAUCAAUUGGUUAAG
Molecule: messenger RNA, 1737 nt
Organism: Moneuplotes crassus
Lineage: Eukaryota; Ciliophora; Spirotrichea; Euplotida; Euplotidae
Source: the annotation of a GenBank genome assembly